AACGUAUGAGAAGCUCGUAGAACGACAGCAGAAAAAUGGAGAGUAAAACCGUCACUCCACUGUCCUAUGAACAGUGAUGAACAGGGAUGAAUAGGGCGACCACAUUUAGUAUACGUAGAAUUUCUUAUGUAGACACUCAAAGCUUUAUCAUAUACGAAAUAAGCACAAAGCAAGAACAACAAAGAAACAGGGAGAAACAGAGACAGAGAUGGGUGACGAUAGUAAUGGAAGCUCCGCCGGCUCUGAGGAGUCCUUUGUGAAGUUGCCAACUAUAAAGUUCACCAAGCUCUUCAUCAAUGGAGAAUUCGUCGAUUCCAUUUCAGGUAAAACAUUUGAGACGAUAGAUCCAAGAACAGGGGAGGUGACAACCAGAGUUGCAGAGGGAGAUAAGGAAGACGUGGAUUUGGCCGUGAAAGCUGCACGAGCCGCCUUUGACGGUGGCCCCUGGCCUCGCUUGCCCGGCGUUGAGAGGAGAAAGAUAAUGAUGAAGUUUGCGGACUUGAUCGAUGAACACACAGAAGAACUAGCCAAGUUGGAUACAGUUGAUGCUGGGAAGUUAUUCAGUUUUGGCAAAGCCAGGGACAUACCUCAGGUAUCACAAACUAUACGUUACUAUGCGGGUGCAGCUGAUAAAAUUCAUGGAGAGGUGCUCAAAAUGUCGCGCGAGCUUCAAGCUUAUACUUUACUCGAACCAAUUGGUGUUGUGGGACACAUCAUUCCAUGGAAUUUUCCGAGCGGCAUGUUCUCUGUUAAAGUUGCUCCUUCCUUAGCUGCUGGUUGCACCAUGGUCAUCAAACCUGCUGAGCAGACACCUCUUUCAGCUCUCUAUUACGCUCAUCUGGCCAAGUUGGCUGGCGUUCCUGAUGGAGUGAUUAAUGUCAUAACUGGAUAUGGAGAGACUGCUGGUGCGGCUAUCACUCAUCAUAUGGACAUUGACAAAGUCAGUUUUACUGGUUCCACAGACGUAGGCCGCAAAGUGAUGCAAGCUGCAGCAAAGAGCAACUUAAAAGCAGUUUCCCUUGAACUAGGGGGCAAGUCACCCCUUUUAAUUUUUGAUGAUGCUGACCUAGAUAAGGCUGCUGACCUUGCUCUCUUAGGAAUCCUCUCCAACAAGGGAGAAACUUGUGCGGCAAGUUCUCGUGUUUUUGUUCAAGAAGGGAUCUAUGAUGAACUUGUGAAGAAAUUAGAAGUAAAGGCAAAAUCUUGGGCUGUUGGGGAUCCUUUUGAUCCUAAUGUUCGUCAAGGACCCCAGGUUGAUAAGCAGCAGUUUGAGAAAGUCUUAACCUACAUUGAGCAUGGAAAAAGAGAAGGAGCCACUUUGUUAACAGGGGGCAAGCCUUUGGGGAACAAGGGAUAUUACAUCGAGCCAACAGUGUUCACUGAUGUCAAGGAUGACAUGCUCAUAGCCAAGGAUGAGAUAUUUGGACCUGUAAUGUCAUUGAUGAAGUUCAAGACCUUAGAGGAGGCAAUACAGAGAGCCAAUAACACCAAAUAUGGCCUAGCAGCAGGCAUUGUAACCAAGAACAUCGACGUUGCUAACACCGUCUCAAGAUCAAUCCGCGCUGGUAGUAUAUGGAUCAACUGCUACUUCGGCAUCGACAACGAUUGCCCUUUUGGAGGAUACAAGAUGAGUGGUUUUGGAAAAGACUGGGGUAUGCAGGGCAUCCACAAGUAUAUGCAUACUAAAUCUGUGGUCACUCCCAUCUAUAACUCUCCAUGGCUCUAAAUCACCAUUACCCAAGCAUUGUGUACAUUAAGUUUUUAAGUUGCAGUUCUUCACUUUUUGGGAAUUGUCAGAGUUUGUAUCAUCAUGUAUGAGCCUUUUUCUGGUGUUGUUGCAAAAUAAAAUAAAGUCUCCGUUUCACAUACGGGUCUUUUUUAGACU
This is a messenger RNA of Rosa chinensis, 1885 nucleotides long. RefSeq names its product aldehyde dehydrogenase family 2 member C4. The coding region runs from base 209 to 1726 and encodes 505 amino acids. The record is from RefSeq and is a predicted model, not a curated record. The transcript is spliced from 9 exons. Lineage: Eukaryota; Viridiplantae; Streptophyta; Magnoliopsida; Rosales; Rosaceae. Gene Ontology annotation, molecular function: aldehyde dehydrogenase (NAD+) activity.